AUGGCAUCUAAGCUCGGUUCCCCCGAAAAACCUGUUUACACUUUAGCCGAAGGAGUACCAGUCGCGGAUCCGACGACUUCAUUGCGAUUGAGCACUUUCGGUCUAGGAGGCCUUGUGUUAUUGCAAGAUACACAAUUAAUUGAAACGCUUGCACAUUUUUCACGAGAAAGAAUUCCAGAGAGAGUAGUUCAUGCUCAGGCUGCUGGUGCUUUUGGAGAGUUUGAAGUCACUCACGACAUUUCGGAUCUGACUCCAGCGGCCUUCUUGAAUGGCAUUGGAAAGAAGACUCCUUGCAUGGUACGCAUAUCCACAGUAGGAGGAGAGAGAGGAUAUUCAGAUGUUGUGCGAGAUGUGAGAGGCUACGCCAUGAAAUUCUAUACCGAGGAGGGAAACCAAGACUUCGUCUUUAAUAAUACCCCUGUAUUUUUCAUUCGCGAUCCCCUUAAAUUUCCUUCGCUAAACCGAUCACAUAAACGUCAUCCACGAACAAACGCCCCAGAUGCUGACAUGUUCUGGGAUUUCCACAACAACAAUCCGGAAGGAAUACAUCAAAUCAUGUAUCUAUUCUCGGAUAGAGGAACUCCUGCUUCAUUGAGACAUCUAAACGCAUACAGUGGCCAUACUUAUAAAUUUACUAAGCAAGAUGGCACAUUCAAAUACGUACGAUUCCACUUCCAUUCAGAUCAAGGAGUGAAGAAUAAUACAGCAGCCGUGGCAGAGAAGCUCUCAGGAACGAAUCCAGAUCACCAUAAACUGGAUCUUUUUAAUGCUAUCGAACGUGGAGAGUUUCCUAGCUGGACAGCAAGUGUUCAAGUUAUGGAUCCAGAAGACGCGGAAUCGUUUCGUUGGAACGUGUUUGAUAUGACCAAGGUAUGGCCACAUAGCGAAGUGCCAUUGCGGCCCUUUGGUAAAAUGACGCUGAAUAGAAAUCCAAACAAUUUCUUUGCAGACAUCGAACAAGCAGCUUUCUCGCCUUCAAAUAUGGUUCCAGGUAUUGCUGCAUCCGCAGAUCCAGUCCUCCAAGCCCGCCUUUUCUCAUAUCCAGAUGCCGCUCGCUACCGGCUCGGCACAAAUUAUCAGCAACUCCAAUCCAACGCUCCUCAUUGUCCCGUCUACACACCAUAUCAACGCGAUGGUCUCUCUUCAAUCAACGGUAACUAUGGACCCGACCCAAACUAUGUCGGAUCAAGCUUCGUUCCACUUGCUCCUGCGAAUCGCAAUGCUCAGGCUGUGCAUAACAUUCAACAUGAACUUUGGAGCGGAAAAGUGACUGCGUUUACGAGUCGAGUUGUAGAUGAUGAUUUUGUACAGCCACGGAAUUUUUGGAGAGAGGUUCUGGGAAAACAGGAAAGUCAGCAGGAAAAUUUGGUGGGCAAUGUUGCGGGAGAGCUAGCGAAUGUCAAGCAUGAGAGAGUUAGAAGGGAGGCUAUUGAGAUCUUUAGGAAGGUCGAUGAUGACUUGGCAACCAGGAUAGAGAAGAAAAUUGCAGAGUUGUCAAAUCUUUGA
This is a messenger RNA of Botrytis sinoallii, 1506 nucleotides long. RefSeq lists its product as uncharacterized. The coding region runs from base 1 to 1506 and encodes 501 amino acids. The record is from RefSeq and is a predicted model, not a curated record. Gene Ontology annotation, molecular function: heme binding; catalase activity. Gene Ontology annotation, cellular component: mitochondrion; peroxisome; cytoplasm. The transcript is spliced from 7 exons. Gene Ontology annotation, biological process: hydrogen peroxide catabolic process; response to hydrogen peroxide. Lineage: Eukaryota; Fungi; Ascomycota; Leotiomycetes; Helotiales; Sclerotiniaceae.